UUGGUCUUUAACGAAAGACUGUCAACAAUGGAGGAAGCCAACACUAGACAGGUUUCCGUGGAAGGAUACGACACAAAAUGCAUUUUUUGCAAGAUUGUCAACAACGAAAUGGGCACGGAACUUCUCCACUGUGAUGAAGAGAUGUCAUGUUUUCGAGACAUCAAACCUGGAGCUCCGCACCAUUACCUGGUGGUUCCUACUAAACAUGUUGGCAACUGCAAAUCACUCAGCAAAGAACAUCUGCCUUUAGUAAGACGCAUGGUGGAGUUAGGAAAGGAGACCCUGCAGAAGAACAAUGUGACAGAUCUCAGUGACGUCAGAUUUGGUUUCCAUUGGCCCCCAUUCUGUUCAGUCACACAUCUACACCUUCAUGUUCUGGCACCUGUAAGCCAGAUGGGCUUCAUAUCUCGCCAAAUCUACAGACUAAAUUCCUAUUGGUUUAUUACAGCUGACCAACUGAUAGAGCUUCUCAAUUCCAAACAGGAAACCAACUGAUUACGUAUGUUGGGUUCAAUUUUGCAUCAACAGUUUGAGGUGACUCAGAGAUCUGUGGUUCCAUUCCAAAUGUCACGUUUGAUCCUGCAGAUGAUUUUAAUGGUAACAAAUAAUCAUAGAUUACUUUUGUAAAUAUUUCCAUAUCCACCAACAAGCACUAUAACAUCUGAUGUUGGAAUUAACUUUGAAACAGGUAUGAAAAUGUUGAUAUUCGAUGAAAGUACUGUUGUACUGAAGGAAAGAUGCUUGAAUCAAUGACACUUUAUCAUGACUUGCAGGAACAUACAAGGACUACCUCAGCUAUGUCGCAUCAUUACUGCUGGGGUAUUUAGUAACGUUGGAAACAAGAGUUGCAGCGUCAAGUAGCAUCUGCAUGAACUAUUAAUAAGUCUUCUUUUAAGUGAUAACACGAAAGUAAUCCUGACACUGGAAAUUAAGUAUGCCAAAGGAUCCAUGCAAGUAUUCGUCUAGCUUGGUAAUAUAUCUGGAUGUGACAUUUGAUUAUACUGACAAAGUGAUUGGUUGUGUCGUGUUAAUGGAAUGUAAAGACAGGGAUAAUACAGUCAUCUCUCGCCACAUCGCGCGUCAAACAUUGUAGCUUCACCACAUCGCUCAUUUUUAUUUUAAAGCAUACACUUUUGUCCUAAAUUAAGCAAUUUAAAGCAUAAAAUCGUUACAGUAGUAUUGGCCACAAGAGGAGACCAAACCAAGCUGUUCAGUAAUGUGGCCACUAAUUGGCUCACCCCCAGGCAGCAAUACACUAUUGGAUUAAAAUAGUGUAAAGUGGGUAUAGAGGGCUCUCAUAAUGUUGAAAAAUGUAUUUGGAAGUUAUUUAGAACUGUUUUUAUGAUUUAUCUAUGAACAUCUUUGAUUCAUAUGAAUGAUUCCUAUUUUGCGGAACUUCGUUGUAAUGGCAGUAAUGUCCGGAACGGAACCAUUUAUCACCGAUAAACGAGAGACGACUGUACUCUCCAAUCUGUGUCAAUGUAUGCACUUUAAGAAACAUUAAUAUAAGGUUUCUUCUUUGUGAUUAAAUAUUAAACCCACUCUUUCUAUUGGUCAUUACUUAAUUGCCUGCGCUCACAAUCAUGAAAAAAACACAGCAUAAAUGUGCUUUGCUUUAUUUAUUCAGUUAUAUUGUGGAUGUGUAUCUAUCAAACCCCUAGUGCAGAUAUUGUGUUGUUAUAAAGCAUCUUUAAACAUUUGUUUUUUAAGUAAGUUGUAUGAAGUCUAUCCUACAGCACCAUUUUUGCAACUUUAUAUAAAAUGUUUACUCAUCCACAUCAUUGCCAAAACAUUAGGAACACAUGCAUGGCAAAUAAGAAUUGGCUCUUCACUGCUUCUACAAUAUAUAAAGCAGGGUUGGUGUCGUCUAAUGCAGUGGUCCCCAACCUUUUUUGCACCACAGACCGGUUUAAUGUAGGCAUUAUUUUCAGGGACCGGCUUUCCACUUGUGCCAGAUAAAUACAGCAAAAAUAAGUGCAUGAAAAAUACAACUCACUUUAACGCUGAAUUAGUGGAAGCCCCGGGCUUGUUUCUUUGCAAAGAGAUGCAGAUGGAAAUCAGCCUUUGGCUACAAUCUGUCACAUUUAUAUGUUAUAUGUUCAUUAAUGUGCAUUGUAUCAUGUCACAAAGCUAUACAAAUUAUAACAAAUGGCAACUUACUAUGAGGAGUGUUAUUGUACAUCUAUAAACAAACGUAUUGGUAUGUCUAGUGCAGGGGUCGGCAACCCAAAAUGUUGAAAGAGCCAUAUUGGACCAAAAAUACAAAAACAAAUCUGUCUGGAGCCGCAAAAAAUUAAAAGCCAUAUUACAUGUGUCAUGAGAUAUAAAUGUAAUUAAGAUGACUUAAAGGA
Messenger RNA from Entelurus aequoreus (snake pipefish), 2351 nucleotides. It is a transcript of the gene hint3, whose product is annotated as histidine triad nucleotide binding protein 3. Bases 28 to 495 code for a protein of 155 amino acids. The transcript has 5 exons. The record is from RefSeq and is a predicted model, not a curated record. Lineage: Eukaryota; Metazoa; Chordata; Actinopteri; Syngnathiformes; Syngnathidae. Gene Ontology annotation, molecular function: catalytic activity.